Pseudopodoces humilis (Tibetan ground-tit) is the source of this 3201-nucleotide messenger RNA. It is a transcript of the gene MYCT1, whose product is annotated as MYC target 1. NCBI's taxonomy places the organism in Eukaryota, Metazoa, Chordata, Aves, Passeriformes, Paridae. The record is from RefSeq and is a predicted model, not a curated record. Gene Ontology annotation, cellular component: nucleoplasm.
GCAGGAAAUGUGAUACAUCCAUUUCCUUUCAGGCAAACAACACAGUUCUGUGGCAGCACAAAAGCUUUGCUUCUAGUGCAAAAUCUUCAACAUUCAGAAAACUAUUGCUCUUCUGUGGACGUAGCAAUCUGUGUUUGCUAUUUGGAUGUUAUGGAUAAGAACAGUACUUUUCCUCCAAUCACAUGGCCACCAAAGUUUUGGGAGCAGAUAACAAUAGCCUUCACAGUGUCCAUGGUGAUUGGACUGGUGAUUGGAGGGAUCAUCUGGGCAUUUUUCACCUGCUUGUCCCGUCGCAGAGCUAGUGCCUACAUUUCCCAGGGGAGCCCCUCGUCCUUCAGCCGUCGGUCCAGACCUCCCUCCCAUGGCCACGCUGCCAGCAGGACUGGAUUUUACCGCAACAGCAGCUGCGAACGUCGGAGCAACCUCAGCCUGGCCAGCCUCACCUUCCAGCGGCAAGCCUCCUUGGAGCAGGCCAACUCUUUCCCCAGGAAGUCGAGCUUCCGUGCAUCCACCUUCCACCCUUUUCUGCAGUGUCCUCCCCUGCCCGUGGAGACGAACAGUCAGCUGAUCACCCUCACUCCCACAAAUACCACCACAACCCUUGUGGGAAGCACCACCAACAGCCUGAGUCGACCUGAAUUCCACUGGUCUAACAACAACCUCCGCAUCUGCCACUCCACGCAAACCCCGCCUCCUGCCUAUGAAUCCAUCAUAAAAGCCUUCCCAGAAUCCUGAGUUCGUCCUCGCUGCAAACACACAUAUUCAUCUUAGGAGGAACCUCAAUUACCUCCACGAUUUUCUGUGCAUGAUGAAGAUCUCUGAGACGUCUCCAGCUGCAGUUGCAGAGGGGACAUACUUUGCCAAGAGGCGUGUAGCAGUGACUUCAUGGAGCCCAGCAUCCCACUGUCUGAGAGAUCACUUGUCUUUGCAGUGCUGGCUUUUAUUUACUGCUCUGCUGUAUGCUUGCGUAUUUAUAGUGUUGUAUCUUUAAUUGCAGCCUUUGUCUCUUUAUUUUAGAGGGAAAAAUGCUGCCACAUAAAAGCUAAAUAAUUUCUUGAAGAAACAGAUAAUACUAGAGAUUACUGAUAUACACAGCACAUCAAUGCAAAUUUCACUAUUCCUUUUCUUUUUUUUAAGAGGUUUUGAUUUUACAUGUUUUUGUUACAUUCUCAGAGAGCACCUCCCAUUACCCACCUUCUUGCUGUAACCCCAAAAGAACUUCAGUCUGAGGAACCUUAAAUGCAGACCUCAUAGAGGAAGCACUCCUGGCUGCAACAGACAUCCUGUUCUGUUGAUUGCAAAGAUCUGAUCUGAAAAGACUCCAUAUUAGGGAUGCUUGUUUAAAAUUCCCCAGUGUGGGAAAAAACUGUGAAGUAUAUGAAGCUUCAUGCAGAAAGAAGUUUUGAACAACAUACCAAAUGCAUGAUGACAGAAUUUUCUGUCUGCAGCCAGCAGAACAGGUAGUCACAUUUUAAUACUCAGUGAAGCUGUAUGGGCAGAACUCCUCAUAUUUCAUUUUUCUAAUUCUGGUUAUCCAGAUAAGCAGUAUGAAUGACAACUAUUUUUUGUAAUUAAGUUUCCUGAUUUCCUAUGGGAUUAGUCAUUUCCUUAUUUCAAAUUGUUUUUCUCAAAUUGUACCAACGUUUAAUUCUUUCUUUUAUUCACUGAAAUCUUGUCUUUCACUAAAACAAGAUUUCAGACAUCUGUGGCUGAACACAGGGAUUCUAUAAUGAAUUGGGAUAUGAAGAUAAAGAUGAAGUAUUAGUUGAGGCUUACAUAUAUUCUUGACUUUUAUAUGUGUAUCAUGACAAACUAACCCCUGGCUUAGUAGAGACUAAUUGCACUGAUGUGACAAAAUAUUCAGGAUUUGGAAAUAACAGAGUCAAAUGGGACCCGAAUUAAGUCUUAUAGUAUCUGUUUCCUGUUAAAUAUUUCAUGUUCAAAUUAAGGGUGAAGAAUUUCCACAACUAGAGGAGCUGUCCACACUCCACAUUUGCAAAUAUGCCUGUUGUUUCUAAAAGGCUUGGGCAAUACCAGCCUCAGGACUCCUGAUUCUGAUGGGGCUUCUGUAGGGACAAUAAAUUCUUAUCUCUCUUCUGGGAGGGACAAAGAUUCAGCAGCUUCUGGGAAUGGGCAAAAUGCUCAACAUCUCCCAGGUUUUCCAGGCUUUUGGAGACUGGCAGCUUGCAUCCCUUUGCUGAGGUCAACAUCUCCUGGGGAGCACUGACAUUGAUCUUUGAUCCUCAGUAUUCCAGCCCAAUGUCCACCCAUUCGCAAAUAAUGCUACAAACAUUAAGCUUAUAAGCAAUACUUACUGUAAACAAGAAGUAUUCCUUAUUGUAAAGGCAAAUUAUUUUGCAUAUAUUUACUGGCUGGAUUUCAUUGUUUCAUUUUUAGUGUGCAACACAUCUCUAGAGAUGUGUGUCAUUGCUAGAAGAAGAACCAUUUACAGAGUUUACAGAGCAUUUCACUGCAGACACUAUGGGUUCUAGCACACCCAGAACUGGCUGGAACACUGCAUUUGGCUGACCACAGGCUACAGACUUAAAACAAUGGUCCUCUGAAGAAGGAAGGAAAGUUGUGCCUUUUCAUUCAUUAAUAUUUUUAUUUCUUUUUUUCAUUUAGAGUUUUUCUGAGUCUGAUGAAUUUCUUUGCAUGCAAAAGUAUGUUCAAAGUGUCCUUCCUAUAGGAUAGGUGAUGCAGCCUAUUCUAACAUGCCUACAAAAUGUAGAAUUCAAGCCUGCUCCCUUUGUUUAGUGGGUUUGAUGAACUGUGGAAGAGACAACUUAACCUAACAGCUGCAUACCCAGUGUGCACCCAGCUGGCCAAAACUGUUUGUUCUUUGAGAGUGAAAUAAUUUUAGAUGAGUAAAUUUUUACCUCUGGAUUUUAAGUGUACAUUAUAUUACAGUAGAACUUUCCACAGCGCAAUUAUUACACAAUUGUAACUUGUAUUACACUGUAUUUAGUAAAUAAGAUAAAGAGGGAAGCUUAAAUGUACUGUAUUAUUUUUCCUCCUGAAAUCCGCACUGGACAUCAAAACAUUUCUUAUGUGCCCUGGAUUAGGGAGACUAAAACCACAUGUUUGGUGCAUAGCCAAUAUGACUGUCAGAUGCCUAAAACUUGUUUUCACAUCUGAAAUGUUUUGCAAGCAUUCAGGAAGCUUCAGAAUGUGGAAUAAAGUUAGAUGCUAUAAUCUCAA